UUACUAGAUAAUGGAUCGGUGCAUUAUAACGAUGGUUGUCCUCAUUUCUACGAUAAUCAGAGGCGGUCACAUGCUGGUCUUUGAAUGUUAUCCCGACAUGACGAUAAAGGUUGAGAACCCUAGUAACUUUACGUCCGUGUUUGCCAAUAACAGCGUCACACUAUGCACGACAAGAUGGACUGAGGGGAAUACACAUGUCUUUAUUGACGACUGUGAUAUGGAUGAUGAUAUACUACUGUUCUUCAGCAACUUAGAACCUGACUUUAAUCACGUGAUCGGAGGUACGGAGACCGGAAAUGCCACUUACAUCAUUAAUUGUAAACAAAUUCCUUUGACUGGACAAAUGCACGUGGUUCAUGCAGCAGCGGAAGUGAGUCUUGGGGAGAAAAACACCUCGGAGUAUCACACCAUUAAUGUUGACUCGAAUCUGUAUUCUGGCAUUAUUAACAAAACAGUGGUGCGAGAGGCAUAUCUCGGAACACCUCUGUUUUGGAUUAUUGAAAUGAAAAUGGCGGGUUUCGACUUGCGACCUGAGGAAUGUUGGGCAUAUGCCGGCAAGGGUGUCCAUGAUAAAGUACCAAGAAGACUUCUUAUCACGGAAGGAUGUACUCAUAACGACGAGUUGGUGGAGGAUUUUAUGAACAUAUCUUCAUCUAAAGAAAGCAUGAUCAUGGCGAUUUUCUACUCUUUCCAGUUCAUUAGUUCUGACUACGUUACCUUGAAUUGUAAAAUUCUAAUCUGCGCGAGACCGUCAUCUGCUUGUGACAUCGAUUGUAGCAAUAAAAGAAGACGUCGGCAUUCUACUCAGGAUAACUGGGAUCAAGCAGACGACAAUAAGGGAGGCAACUCUUAUAGAAUUAUAAAUUCUCAAAUCAGAGUGACAAACUCAAGCGCGAUAACUUUUGGAUCAGCAAAUAUUUGGUCAGUGUUUGCAUGGCUGGUGCUGAGAAUUCUAUAAAAAAACACCAAAAAAAAACAUGAAUUACCGGAAACUUCUAACGACUGUUCUGCGCAUGUGCAUGCAGAGUCAAAUCUCAAUAUGUAAUUUAAAUUCUGACAUGAAGAUAUGCUUUGAAUAAGUGUGUUAAGUUUGUAGUUUUCAACGGAAUAUUUUC
Messenger RNA from Ruditapes philippinarum (Manila clam), 1115 nucleotides. RefSeq lists its product as uncharacterized. Lineage: Eukaryota; Metazoa; Mollusca; Bivalvia; Venerida; Veneridae. The coding region runs from base 11 to 958 and encodes 315 amino acids. The record is from RefSeq and is a predicted model, not a curated record. The transcript has 8 exons.